Molecule: messenger RNA, 791 nt
Organism: Durio zibethinus
Lineage: Eukaryota; Viridiplantae; Streptophyta; Magnoliopsida; Malvales; Malvaceae
Product: protein CYSTEINE-RICH TRANSMEMBRANE MODULE 9-like
Cellular component (GO): plasma membrane
Source: RefSeq, a predicted model, not a curated record
CCAAAGUCAAUUAAAAAAAAAAGGCCCCUCCGAAGGACAUACGUGUAAAUGCUUAGUUUGGUCGCCAACACGGAGAUUUAUAUGUCGUCAUGACAUAAUGGAAACGAGUGGAAAAUACCUAGGAGUUGGCAGCCAUCCUCCAGACGGUGCAGGCCGCGGACUGCCAUUCCCAAAGACAAAACUUUGCUUUCUACGAAACCUCCAAUUCCCCCCCUCCCCUUCUGCUCUUCUGCUAUAUAUAUGCUCUUCUUCUUCUUCUUCUUCUUCAGACAUAUAUUUCUUCCUAUAGAUAUUAAUUUCUUCUCAGUUCUUGAAACCAUAUCUUUAUUUCCUGCUUAUUCAAAUCAAAUUCAAAGAUGAGCCAAAACCAACAGCAGCAGAUCAGUCAACCGCCAGUUUCAUACCCACCACCAUCCAAGGCACCAGGACCCUAUGCGGCUGCACCGCCAGCUGGUUACCCGAUGAGCAAAGACGACGGUCAGCAGUAUUCCCAGAACCCUGUUGCAGUCGAAACCAAGUCCAGAGGUGAUGGAUUCUGGAAGGGAUGUUGUGCUGCCCUGUGCUGCUGUUGUCUUCUGGAUGCAUGCUUUUGAAGAUCUAUACUGUUUUAUUCGUUAGAGUUUAUUAUUUCAUUGUUUAUACAUACAUUUAGUUUGAUUGUUUGAUUUUCGUACAGCGAGAAUUAUAGGGUUUCUUUUUUAUUAUUUGUAUAAAUGGGGAUGAUCAGACUUUUAGGUUUAUGAUCUCCACACGUACUUGUGUUUGAAUAAAUUAUUAUUCAUUUUUCUCUA